Messenger RNA from Cladocopium goreaui, 3015 nucleotides. The record is from the annotation of a GenBank genome assembly. NCBI's taxonomy places the organism in Eukaryota, Dinophyceae, Suessiales, Symbiodiniaceae.
GGCCAUGAGACGUAGUUGAAGUAGCCUUCUAUUUUCACUUGUCCUUUACCAAAAUCCAAUUUGACAGCCAUGGUGGAGCUUUUGGCAACAUUUGGGGCUGCUGCCAAGGAGCUGUUCGACUACAAUCGAGAGAUGUACCAAUUUGAUCAGGGGCAGCGCCUCGACCGAGAAUUGCUGCGACUGGAGAUGCAAAUCAAGCGUUUCCAGUUAUUUCGCGAGGAUGUGCGAGAUCUAGUGGAGUUGACCGUGGCAAAGAUGGAGAUGUACCAUGUGGUUGGAGCUCUGGUGUUGGAAUGCACGGUGAUCUAUUACACAGAGGGAAGGAUUCGGACCUCUGCACCGCCGUUUUUACUGGGUUUGUACUGGCUUUCUGCAGCAGGGACUUUCACCUACGUGCUCCUUUGUGUAUGGUUCAGCAUGUACGCAUCCAUAUCUUCCCACAGUUUCGGAGUUCGACUCUUGACACGCUUUGUCCGCUUACCCAUCCCUGGCAGCCAACAGAUGUCUGCAAUGAAUGCGCGCCUUACUGACUUUGAACGUCAAGGAGGAAACAUUAUGCGUAUUCCCUUCAUGCAGGGAGUUCCGCAGUGGCAGCAACGCAGGAAAGAUGCGGGGAAGAAUCCCAGUUCCACUGGUCAGGGUGAGGGCGACGAUGAGUACCUCACUGCCGUGGUGAAGCCUGGUGAGAUGAAGCAACAGGAUCUUUUGGAGUCUGGCGUGCCUGGCUACGCGGAUGACGAAGGUGUUUUGCAACAGGCAGCUGUGAACCUUCCUGGUAAACACAUCAAACUAUUUCGGGAGCUGCAAGCAAAGUGGCAGUGCUAUGAUGCUUAUGCCAGGGUCUGCAUGUCCUUUGGGGUGAAUCACAUUUGCAUGACAAUGUCGUACUACAUGAUUGGAUUGACAGUCUUGGAGUAUCGCUCGCCAUCAAUCAUGUUUGCUCUGGUGACGGUCUUCCAGGCUACAAACCUGGCCCUAGCGUGGUUGGAUGUGGCUGGCCUGAAGCGAAAGACAACAACCUUCCUUGAGUUCAUUGGAGCAGUGCCACCUUUCCUCACAUGCUUUUGCAUGGCAUGCGCGCCAUACGAGGAAGCUGGGCGAGGUCAAUUUGAUCCUGAACACGAGUUUCCCUAUGCCAGCGUCUCUUUCUUCAUUACUGCAAUAUGGUUGGAAGGGCUCCUGCAUCUUGCUUGGCCAAGCGAAGAUUUGGCAAUGCUGCCGAAGCGUUUUCGGUCGGUGCUAUUUUUGGAUGUCUUUGGAAUGGCAGAUGACGUAAAAGCUGGAGAGGACACAAAUGCAGGUCAACCAUUGGUUGAGAUUAGCAGAGAGGAUGCUGAAGCUGCCGACGAGGCGCUCAGUUUGGCCGAGGCAGCUGUGAGAAGAUGGAAUGCCCUGCCAAUGGGAACCGAAGAGGCACAGAAGCAUCAGGCAGAAAUCCAGCGCCUUUAUGCACAAGCCUUCACGUGGCGUAAGGUUUUGAAUGGAGAAGCUGCAAAAAGAGCAGCUGCACGUGGGGACUUCCACGAGUUGGACUUGCUGGAGCCUGAUAUGCGGAGUUGGAACCGACUCACUGAGGAAGAGAAGGAAGAGGAUCCAUUUGCAGACUCCCUACUGGGACCAUUUGUGAAUCAACACAAUGAGACAUACUACUAUCAUUUGGAAAGCAUGGAAUUUGUCUGGAAACCGGAAGAUGAUCAGGGUGUGCUUAGUCUUACACAGGUAAGCACAUUAGUGAAAGAUGCAGAGCAAACUGUGACGGACCUUUUCCAUGGCAGGGAAGAUUUGAUACGAAGUGAGGACAGCGAUCUGGAACUUAAUACAAGAACAAUGAUUGUGGAAUCCUGCUUCUAUGUUCUGCGAUGCUGCAACAAGCGGAGAAGACCAAUGGAGCGAGAACGACGAUUGCCUUGGCGAGUUCUCUUGUCUGUGACCAGGGUCAGCCAACUCAGCUGGCUCCUCCUCGGACUUUCCAUUCUUGGCCAAAAUACAGGUUUGCUGCCAAAAUUUGACCUGGUUGUUGAGAAGAGCAAAGAGGAGAUGGAGAGUUCAGAGAGUUCUGAACACAAAGAUGGAGAGUCUGAAAGGAGGUUGCAAGCAGAAGAUUGGGAUGUUUUCUCCAUGAACGGUUCAGCUUUGCCCAAAGGUCUAGUCUCUGCAAUGUCUUGCCAUCCAGCUUCUGAAGGCUGCAAUUUGCAUUUGACCACGCGAGUGAAAACUGAUGGGAGCUCAUCAGUUUGGAAUGCCUCAACAUUCGCCAGUACGACGGUUUCCUUCGAGGCUGCAAAGAAUAUCAGCCUGUCGUCGAUUUCGUCUUCAAUACUGUGCCCGGACAAUGAGGCUCUUGACCCUUGCUUCCUUGAUGUGGUUGGUGAUGGCCUCAAGCUGAGAACUCAGAAGGAGGACUUGGAGGUAAGUGCUUCGUUGAUGCCGGACGUUAGGCUCAUGCAAAAGAUCAGCGGUGCAGUGCUGCGAUGCAAGAUCCUAAAACUAGGUGAAGACAUCUCUGGCUCUGAAUGGUGCCUUUUGUUUGCAGGCUGGGAUGGACGACGUUUGCCGGUUGCUGUGGUACCCUUUCCCCAAAGUUUGGGCAAUGGUGCCAAGGCCACCACCAGUGUAUUGCCGUUGUUUGACCUCUUGGCCAACACCAUCCCUCAACCAUGUUUGGCUGAAAUUUCAAGCCUUUCUAUGGAGGCAAACACCGGAAAACUUUUGGUCCUAUGGUCGAAUGGCAUUUUGGAUGCUUUCGACUUGUUGAAAGGCCAUCAUCUUGGUUCCUGGAGACCACCGUGGCAACCUCGCUCAGUGUCCUUCAACACCCAGGGCCAAGCGUGCAUGGAGCAAUGCUCCUUGCAGGCAAGCCCGGAGCUGUGGAAAGCCCUGGGGCGGCUGAAGAAGGUCAAUGCCAUGGGCUGCGGAGUACCGCGAUGAGCACAAAAACGAAGAGCGGAGCAGCGGAGCCGUGUGCAGUGAGGAUUUGUUGAAGAGUCUCACAGACACACUCCCCACCCACUCCCC